Medicago truncatula (barrel medic) is the source of this 551-nucleotide messenger RNA. RefSeq names its product 30S ribosomal protein S11, chloroplastic. Gene Ontology annotation, biological process: translation. Gene Ontology annotation, molecular function: structural constituent of ribosome. The record is from RefSeq and is a predicted model, not a curated record. Gene Ontology annotation, cellular component: ribosome. The coding region runs from base 25 to 441 and encodes 138 amino acids. Lineage: Eukaryota; Viridiplantae; Streptophyta; Magnoliopsida; Fabales; Fabaceae. The transcript has a single exon.
CUUAUAUUUUUUAAAAUAAUAAAAAUGGCAAAAUCUAUACCAAAAAUUGGUUCACGUAAAAAUGGACGUAUUGGUUCACGUAAACAUCCUCGUAAAAUACCAAUGGGAGUUAUUUAUGUUCAAGCUAGUUUCAACAAUACCAUUGUGACUGUUACAGAUGUACGAGGUCGGGUGAUUUCUUGGUCCUCUGCCGGUUCGUGUGGAUUCAAGGGUACACGAAGGGGGACACCAUUUGCCGCUCAAACCGCAGCAGCAAAUGCUAUUCGAACAGUAGUAGAUCAAGGCAUGCAACGAGCCGUAGUCAUAAUAAAAGGUCCCGAUCUAGGAAGAGAUGCGGCAUUAAGAGCUAUUGCUAGAAGUGGUAUACUAUUAAGAUUUAUACAGGAUGUAACCCCUAUCCCACAUAAUGGAUGUAGGGCUCCUAAAAAAAGACGUGUGUAAAACUAAAAAGAAACAUUAAAGAAAGAGAUUUCAAGAGAAAUAAACAAUUAAAUCAAGAGUUUCAUAAAAAUAUAUUACUAUGAUUCGAGAAAAAGUUAAAGUAUCUGCUC